CGUCUACUUGACGUUUUCUCGCUCAAAUUUCAACGAAUAUUUCAGAUCGAUGUGAAAACUCUCUAUACCAAUUUAAUUUUAUGGGGUGAUUUUUUGUAAUUUUUUCUGUUUUUUUUUUAUCUGAGGGAAUUGAAACAUGGAAGCACUCGAGGAAGCAGCUUUACUUGCAGACCCACUCAUUCUAGCUGAAAGAAAAGUAGAUCCUGCCAAUCCUAAUAAAAUUGAUGAGCUAUUCGAAAAUGAAUUUCUUUACCGAGAAAUGUCCUACUAUAUUGCUAGACUGGAACAAUAUGAAAAUGCAUUGAUAUACUUCAACAGAGCAAUUUCUCAAAAACCAAAUAAUAUAAGGACGUUACUAGGACGAUCCAAAUCAAGAGCAGAAGCCUGUUAUUAUGUGGGCGCGCUCGCAGAUACAUACAGGGCUUACAAACUAGAUCCCGAUAAUUUAAUUGUAGCAGCUCAAAGAGGACUCAAUCUCUAUUUUAUGGCUGAAUUCGAAGAAGCCCUCAUACAUAACUUAAGGCACUUGCCAUACAGGCAAAAACCAGCAGUAUUUGCAGAUGGAGUACGUCACUGUUCUAUAGCAUUGGAGAAUACCGUUGGAGAAUUUGCUGGUAAUCCACUACGUGACUACUUUAGAAUUAUAAGAAAAAUAGCAUGGAUAAAGAAUUUCAUACAGAAUCGUCCUUACGAACCGACUCCAAAGAAGAAAAAGGUCAAAAAAAUUAAUAUAGGAAAACUAAUUUUUAGAAAUAAAGACAAAAAAGUGAACGAAGACAAAGAAAACGAGAUACGAGAUAGUUUGGAGGAUAAACGGGAUAUAUACAAUAUUUCUAUACCACCUUUCAAUCAAGAAUAUCCUUUCGGCCCUCUACAACGUUAUACGACAAAUAUUGAAAAUUUUAUGGCGGAAAAAUAUUUGGAGUCUAUGUAUAGAGAGAAAAUAUUUUUGAAAGGAAUUUCAAAAAUGCACGGUAUCUCUACCCCAAAUGAGAAAGGAACGCAAAAGAUAAAGGAUUUGGCUAAAAAAGCUUUUGAUGUUGUAAAUUUUAAACAGGAACUUCUGCGAACCAGUCGACCAUUUUAUCAUCUUAAAUAUCAAGAAGAAAAAUGUACUACCAACGUCGAACGAAGGCUCAAACAAGAACAAUUUUUGAUACAACAAAAUUAUAAAAAAGAAGCUGAAUCUUUACUGAAUAAAGUUAUGCUAGCGAAUGAAACUAGAAACUUACACAAAAUUCUAGCAGCCUGUGAUCAACUGAAUAAUUUCUGUCAGAAAAAAUCCAAAAAAUAUCUACCCGACAGAAAUAUAUAUUUGGCAGAAGUUUACAAGAUGGUAGGUCAAGCAUUUUAUAGUCUACUGAGAUUAAAUCCUUCACAGUUCAAAUGGGAUCAGGAGAAAAGGAUACUAUUGUCGUUUGGGUUGCCAAUUAGUAGAACGCCUUCUGGUGAUUCGAUGCUUGAAAACUACAAGCCCAUUUAUGUCGACGUAAGGAAACGUAUAAGCAUCUAUGAAGCUCGAGCAGAACAAACUGAAACACCAGAAGAAGUUUGCUGGGUUAACCACGAAUUAGCAAGAUUAUAUAUAUUGACGAAACGAUAUGACGAUGCGAGAUUGCCGGCUUUCAAUUGUCUUCGGCAAUCGUCGAAAGACCCAGAAUUAUUUCGUUGGAACGUUAAUGCUUCAAUUUUAAUGGCAAAAAUAAAUAUUGCCGAAAAAAUCAAGGCUGAUGCCAGAUUCAAUAUUAAUAAUGCAAUUGACGUCGCUACAUCCCACCAUAGUACAGAAGCUAUCGAAUAUUUGCGGUUGUGUCUAGAAGUUAUAGACAAAAUAGAAUUUGACGAGGGUGGUACGAGAGUCUUGGAAAAACGUAAAAUGAAUAUAAUGAGGUUGAUGCAAAGUGAUAAAAUGAAAGAAGAAUUCCAACAAAUUUUCAGUAAAAUGAACGGACAGAGAACUCACAGGAGAUUAACCAUAUCAGGACAGUCUCUGGAUUAUAAUCAACGCAGAAGAACCGUAAGCUCUAUAGUAUCUACACAGAAAAGACUGAGGAAAUCUGGGUCCGACAAUUUGCGUCUAAAGAAAACAAUUAGUGUCAGUGAAUAUCUGGACAAUAUAUGAAGAUUUGCAGUAAUGGUGAACACCGACUAGUAAUGGAAUGUACUCAAAACGAGCGAUAAGCUACUUCCUCUUCGAUGUUUGUAAAUUAUUUAUAUAGGAGUAAACAUGAAGUCUCAUCAUUAGUCAAAUUAAAUUCAAUAAAUUUGUUUGGUGAA
Messenger RNA from Diorhabda carinulata, 2277 nucleotides. RefSeq lists its product as uncharacterized. The coding region runs from base 137 to 2122 and encodes 661 amino acids. The transcript is spliced from 8 exons. NCBI's taxonomy places the organism in Eukaryota, Metazoa, Arthropoda, Insecta, Coleoptera, Chrysomelidae. Gene Ontology annotation, molecular function: protein binding. The record is from RefSeq and is a predicted model, not a curated record.